AUGGACAAUAUUGAAGCGACCAGACAGUACUUGAAAUCUAGCUUAGAAAUAUCAGGCGCCAUUGCUUCUGCAUUAGAUGAUUCUGGUUCAAGACUGGAGAUACUUAGCCGAAAAUGCCAGUCCUUGGAAGCUUCACUCAGGCCUAUCUGUACGCAAGACUUCUCAUUUCUUGAUAUGGGAGACCGAAUCGACGGUGUUUUAUGUUCUGCUGCUGCAGUCCUCAAGGUGUUUGAUGCAAUUCAUCCCCUGGAAAAUUCUCUCCUGGCUGACCCCAGUUCUGAUCUUUGCACUUACGUCUCAGACACAAAGAAGUUUGAAGAAGCCCUCAAGCUUCUCACUGAUAAUUGCACAUUAGCACUAGGGUGGUUGCAGGAAAUUUUGGAGUUGUUGCAAGACAAAGCUGUCGUCUCUAAUGAGUUUUCCUUAUUGAAUGUGAAGAAAUCUCUGAGAAUAUUACAAGAAUUGCAGGCUAUGGAGGAAGAUGCUCACCUUGAUGGAGGCCUUCUUAGUGCUGCUUUUGACAAACUAGAGGUUGAGUUCAAGCGGCUUCUGAAAGCUAACUCGCUGCCUCUCCCUUUGUCUCCAUUAACAUCAUCCAUUAACCAGCAAACCACCAUACCAGCUUUACCAGCUUCUCUCACGGGGAAAUUACAGGCCAUUAUUGAGAGACUACAUGCUAAUGGCAGACUAGACCGGAUUAAAUCCAUAUAUGUUGAAGUUCGAGGAAUGAACGCUCGAAGGAGCUUGCAGGCUCUAGAUUUGAGCUAUCUGGAGAUUCCAACUGCAAAAUUUGAGGAUAUACAUAGCAUAGAGAGUCACAUAGAACAAUGGGGUAAGCAUCUGAAGUUGGUUGCAAAUCACCUGCUUGAGAUGGAGUACAGGUUCUCCGGCAAAAUCUUUGAGAAAAUAGGUGCAGAUGCAUGGAAGGGUUGUUUUGCCAAGGUUGCCAUUGAUUCAAAAAUCCUCUCUUUCCUUCAAUUUGGAAUAAAUGUUGCCAGGAGCAAAACUGACCCCAUCAAGUUGUUGAAGCUGCUGGACAUUUUCAGUAUCUUGAAUGAUCUGAGACUAAAGUUCAACCAGCUUUUCAGUGGGGAAGCUUGUGAAGAAAUCAGAACUGUGACAAAGGAUCUUAUCAGCAGAGUCAUUAACGGUGCUUGUGAGAUAUUCUGGCAGCUUCCUGCACAAGUAAAAUUGCAGAGGCCAAGUUCUCCUCCCUCAGAUGGCAGUGUUCCUAGGCUCGUAAGCUUUGUCACCGACUACUGCAAUGAGCUACUCGGAGAUACUUACAAGCCACUUCUGACACAGGCUCUGGAAAUUCAUCUAAGUUGGAGAAAUGAAGCAUAUGAAGAAAGCAUCAUUUUCGCCCAAGUUUUUAGCAUAGUGAAGGAAAUUGCAGUUAAUUUAGAUGCAUGGUCAAAAGCCUAUGAAGAUAUCACUUUGUCUUAUGUCUUCAUGAUGAAUAAUCAUUGUCAUUUCCACAACUUGAGGGACACUAUGCUUGGGAACAUGAUGGGAGAUUCAUGGUUAAAAGCACAUGAACAAUAUGAAGACUAUUAUGCUGCUCUUUAUCUGAAACAUACAUGGGGAAAGCUCUUGCCUAUUCUGAACAAAAAGGAUAUACUUUCAGUUGCAGUUGCAGUUUCAUCUUCUGAUAUGGCUAAGAGACUGAACACUUUCAAUGUGGCAUUUGAUGAAAUGUACAAGAGGCAAUCAAAUUGGGUAAUAUCUGAUGAAACCUUGAGGGAGAAAGUGAGGAAGCAUAUAGUUGAAGGGAUGGUGCCAAGUUAUAGAAGCUUCAUGAAGAACUACAGUUUAACAAUGGAGAACGAUGAGAAGGCUGUGAAGUGCACAAAAUACACAGAGCAGAAUUUGGAGAAGAUGCUUUGGUCCUUAUUUGAGAUGAAGAUAACCAAGUAUGGGAGCAUGAAGCAAGUACACUUUAUAAGUAAAAUAAAACAAAUGAGUGCUCAAUUGUUCACCUUAGCUACUACUGUGUAA
Molecule: messenger RNA, 1998 nt
Organism: Neltuma alba
Lineage: Eukaryota; Viridiplantae; Streptophyta; Magnoliopsida; Fabales; Fabaceae
Product: exocyst complex component EXO70A1-like
Exons: 1
Coding region: 1-1998 (665 amino acids)
Biological process (GO): exocytosis
Cellular component (GO): exocyst
Molecular function (GO): phosphatidylinositol-4,5-bisphosphate binding
Source: RefSeq, a predicted model, not a curated record